AAUCCUUCUGGGCUUCUAUGGAGACUUCUGAAUUCUUUGUACCCGGUUUCAAUCUGGUGUAAACCAAUUAAAUUCCACUUAAUUCGAGUUGUGGAACUGGGUCUUGAAUGAGCCACGUCAAUCGAUUCUGAAAGCGGACGUUGGUUGUGCUGCAGAUUUAUAUAGAAAUCACAAUCUAUAAAGUGACGAAAGUGGAAUUGUAAACAUGAUUGAAAUAGAGUCAAUGACAAGAUAUGUCUCCCCAGUGAGCCCAGCGAUCUUCCCACUUUUAGCAAUCAUAUUAUUGGGAAUUGGAAUAUUCUUCACCGCGUGGUUCUUUGUUUAUGAAGUCACCAGCACAAAAUUCACACGUGAUAUCUUCAAAGAACUUCUUGUAUCUUUAGUUGCUGCCAUAUUUUCCAGUUUUGGCGUUUUAUUUCUGUUGCUUUGGGUUGGAAUAUAUGUUUAGAUUAUUAAAACUGAUUUGCUUAUGUAUUGACGAGUCGUUACUAAUUCAUUUAGAUGAUUUUCAUGAUUCCACUGAAACCGAUUCAAAUUUUAUGAUCGUUUCGGCUGUACGUAUAAUCUUUGAUACUUGAUUUAUAUCGUUAAGUCACUAUCUGUACUUACCCAAAAGGAUCCUUGUAAAUACAGCCAUUUUCAAAUGUAAA
Molecule: messenger RNA, 650 nt
Organism: Orussus abietinus
Lineage: Eukaryota; Metazoa; Arthropoda; Insecta; Hymenoptera; Orussidae
Gene: kud
Product: transmembrane protein 258
Exons: 3
Coding region: 206-448 (80 amino acids)
Biological process (GO): protein N-linked glycosylation
Cellular component (GO): membrane-bounded organelle
Source: RefSeq, a predicted model, not a curated record